Messenger RNA from Dibothriocephalus latus, 852 nucleotides. The record is from the annotation of a GenBank genome assembly. NCBI's taxonomy places the organism in Eukaryota, Metazoa, Platyhelminthes, Cestoda, Diphyllobothriidea, Diphyllobothriidae.
AUCACAGUGGCCAUGGGUGAACGCAUCUACCUCAACUUCACCCAUAUGGACAUUUUUUCGCCGGUUAGCCUUCACCCAGUUGAUGACCAACCCCAGACCGUAGAGCGCGCCCUAGCUCUCAGUCGAAACAGCCCCCUCACCUGCACGAACGACUAUGUUGAGGUUCGCGACGGCUACUACUCCGGCUCACCUCUAAUAGCAAUAUGCGGCGGCGAGGUUGUACAGGAGGAGGGCAUCAUUACAAGUCCCAGUUACCCCGAGUUUUACAAACCAAACAAGGAAUGCAUUUGGAAAAUUGUCGUCCCAGUGGGAUUCUCCGUCGCUCUCACAUUCCAGUCCUUUGAUAUAGAAAAACAUGACAACUGCGUCUACGACUAUCUGGAAAUACGCGACGGUCUUGCGGAAACUUCGCCGCUGCUGAAAAAACUAUGUGGAUCUAAUCUGCCAACACCAAUAAAGUCGACAAACAACAUGAUGUAUGUGCGGUUCGUCUCCGACAGCUCAGUUGAAAAACAGGGCUUUACGGCCAAGUUUCAGAAAGAAUUUGACGAGUGCAAGACAACGAAGCAUGGUUGUCAACACAUCUGCGUCAACACUCUGGGUGGUUACAGAUGUCAGUGUGAAAUUGGCUAUGAGCUACACCCAGAUGGGAAAAGAUGUGAAGAUGCGUGUGGUGGUGUUAUAAACGCUGCCAACGGGACAGUUCAAACACCUGGUUACCCCAACGAAUACCCUUCAAAUAAAAACUGCAUCUGGAAGAUCGUCGCCGCUCCAAAAUCAACCAUCUUCCUGAACUUCACGCACUUUGAUCUUGAGGGCAAGAACGUAAGCUUUGGGUGCUUUUCAUUCUAA